Leptomonas pyrrhocoris is the source of this 1718-nucleotide messenger RNA. Its product is annotated as tryparedoxin-like protein. Lineage: Eukaryota; Euglenozoa; Kinetoplastea; Trypanosomatida; Trypanosomatidae. The coding region runs from base 303 to 1718 and encodes 471 amino acids. The record is from RefSeq and is a predicted model, not a curated record. The transcript has a single exon.
AGUGGCACAAUUUUUUUUGCGCAAAAUUCUGCAAAGGACUCUUGACGACGUUCUGCUUCUCAACCAAAACAUCGCGUGGGUAACGCACCUUUUCUUUCUUCUCUCUCUCUUUUAAUUCAAAAUCGUACGUGAGGGCAACACGACUGCAGCAUCAGCCGCUCUCAACCAAUAGAAGGAAAAAAACAUCACUACUGUUGGGUGUACGAAUCACAUUUUUAAAGUGUUCCACAUAUAUUUAUACACUCCUUUAUCAGCAUCUGCAAUUUUACUUCUUUCUUGUCUCCAGCUCAAAGGCUUAUACAAUGCCUUUUGACCUGUUCCAGCGAGACUCACCCUACACCCUCAUUCGACAGGAUGGGUUUACCGUCAGCCUGGCCCAGGCGCUGCGGACGAAACGGUACGUUCUUCUCUUCAUUGCCGGUCAGUGGUGGGCGCCGUGCCGCGGUGUGACCGCGCAGCUGAAGGCCUUUUACACCAAGUUUCACGACGCACACAACUUCGAGGUCGUCUUCCUCUCCACCGACAAGUCGGAAGGCGCGAUGCUCGAUUUUUUCCACGAUGCUCACGGUGACUGGUUGUGCUUGACCUACAAGGACGCGCGUAAGCUGGAGGCGGAGCUGGCGGGGGAUGCCGACCUUCACCCCAACCAGGUCCCCGCGUGUCUCGUGUUUGAGUUGGAGGAGGGAGCCCUCCGGCCAAGCAGCGGCAGCAUCAGCGGUGAGGAUGGGAUGCGGAACACGGAGCCGGAGCUGAACGGCACGCCGGUGAGCAAGCUAACCGUUGCUCCCACUACCCCACCGCAGUCGGUUGCCCGAUUGGUCACCAAGCAGGGCCGUGAGAUGCUCCCGAGAGACAAGGAGGGCGCCCUCUUUCCGUGGUACGACGACGGCUGGAAGUCGCCCUCAACUCUGACGCCUGCAACAUCACUAGCAGCCACGGCGGUGGUGGCGGUCGAUUCGAUCGCAAAGACGAAGCAUGUUGAUGUGGUGCCGCACAGCAACUCGCCCCCGCAUGCAUCCUCCUCUUCUUCUUUAUUGGCGGCCACGCCGUCCACACAGCCGAUCCUCGAGCACCAGCCCACCACUGUUUCGCAGGUGGCAAGCCAUGCAGGUGCUCCAGCGAAGGAGGAGAGCGUUGACGAGACGGAUGGCAUGGCGGAGAAGGCGGUGACCACACCCACUGCUGCUCAGGAGCCCGACGCAGAACUCGUCGCGCAUCACGAGAAGACGACACCGGUAAGUUGUCGGGAGCUCACCUAUUCCAAGAGCCCGUCGUCCGCCGACAAGGUGCAGCCGAAGCCGUCGCCAUCCCGUGUUCUUAUUGUGGAGAAGAAGGUUGUCGUCGCCACGCAAGCAGCUAAAGUGAAUCAUGAAAAGGAAGGCGAGGAAGAAGCGCAGGAGACGAACCGGCAGGCAGACGUAGAGAAGCAGGAAAUACUGGAGACUCAUACAUCAGCGAUGAUGGAGGAGGAUGUGUCAAGUGAGACCUCAGCGGAGUCCGGCGAAGAGGAGGACAGGCAAAGUGCGGACGCCUCCGCUACUUCGCUUGCUGAAGAUGUGGAUGAGCUUUCUGUCGUUGAGAAGGUGGUGCCAGAGACAGCACCGCCAGCGCGGGCGGAGGGAAAAGAUGAUGGCCAUGAUGGCACUCACGAUGUGAAGGAGGAAAACGACUCGAAUCCUAGGAAGAGCACUGGAUGGAGGUCUUUCAUUGGCCUCUGA